AGCUCCAGUAGCAGACGGCGUAGAUGCAUUGUGGAUCUUUUUAAAAGGAGAGGAAUUUUUGGUUUGACGAAACACGGAACACUGAUAUAAGGUCAUGCUAAGUGCUCUCUCCAAGGUGGUUUCCUACUUCUUCUAUGAGGAGGAUGGGGAAGACAGCAGAGAGGAAGCACCAUCAUCACCACACUUUGAUAUCUCUGGAAAUCCUGACACCCAGACAGAGAGCAGUGUGGAUAGUGGACUAUCACAGACUAGUAGGACUAUAGAUGGCACUGUGACCAGUCUCCAUAAUGGCUAUGGCCUUGUUGACAAUGAAAUUUAUUUUACCUUUGAUUCUGUCAUAGGAGGUUGUCGACCUGCUCUUGGUGCUCAUGUGCAUGUGCAGGCAGUGAGGCAGAAACAACAUGGCGGCUGGCAAGCUCAAAGAGUUGUCAUUGAAGAUUCCUCAUGGGAUGGUGGACAAAAGCUUCACAACAACAAUUAUAACCCUAUCAUAUCUCAAGAUGAUCCAGAACAAGUUGCCAUUAGAGACACACAAGUUGCUAUGGUAACUAGUAUUAAAGGAGAUUUGGGCCUCCUCAAUGAUGAAGUUUCGUUUUCGGUCCAGAGUGCUGCCCUACAUGGAUUUGCUCCAUAUAGAGGGGACUGGGUCGUUGCACAGACCACUACAAACACAGAAACAGGGUAUUGUACAGCAGAGAGCAUUUCUCCUCUAAGAGAACAAGACUUCAGUGGGGAAAUCAAUGCAGUGCUGCAUGGCUAUGGUUUCAUAGAUGAGGAGAUAUACUUUCCUCUCUCUGCCUGUGUACAGGGGUAUCAGCCAAGGAGGGGAGACAGAGUGAAAGGAGUUAUGCUGGAGAGCAGACAGGGCAAGUGCUCCUGGAGGGCAAGAACUGUGCUGCCAUCUAUUGGAGUUGGUGAAAGUGAUAAGUCUAGCAAGACAGUAUUAGAGAGUCCUUUUCCAGUCAUCAACGGCCCCAGUUCUGGUGGAUUCUUGAAGAAACUACUGCAAGACAAAGGCGGUAUCACUAUUAGCCAGAAGACAAACUUUGGCAAAAUGGAAUUGGGAGAGCUGAAGUCAUUAGUUUUGUGGAUCAGAAAUACCAAUUCAAAUGAGACAAGAACACUGAAGAGUUGCAGGUUUAAGACACACCCAGCAGCGCUGCAGUUUGCAGUGACUGUGCAGCAGCAAACCCCACAGAAAGGUGAUGUUGCAGGAGAAGGGCAAGCUUUGCUACCUGGCACUACAGUAUUUGUCACUGUGGAAUGCAAAGGGAUGCACCUAGGACAGGAUAAGCAGCUGUUGAUAUUUGACUUUGAUGGAUACACCAUAGGCCGCUAUAUGUCAGUAGAUGUGCAAGAUCCACAGCAGACCAGCCUUGACCCAUCAGCUCCAUACAACAGGAAGAGGAAUUAUGGGAAGUACAAGGCAGCCAGUCAGAGAAAUGGAAGCGAAUCUUGGGUACUACCUGGUCAAAGGCCCCAAAGAAUGAAAUCCGUGCCAUUUCCUGCCAGGUUGCCACAGUUUGAGAUUCCCAGAGAACUGAAGAAUUGUAUUUUUGAAAAAAGGGAACUAGUAAACCUAGCACCUGAACUAGGUGAGCCACUUUCAAUGCAAAACUACACAACACGCUUCUCAACCUUGCUACACUUGGAGGAAAUCCAGAUGGAGAUUGAGAUUCGAGAUUAUGACCUUGAAAGCGUGACCUUAAGGCGGGUGGGAGAGUAUCUAGCCCUAGCUGUCCCUGGCCUGGCUGAGGGCAGGCCCUCUGUAGCUAUAGGGGACAAAGUGGUGCUGUCCCACCCUGGGGAUAUGGAGGUUGGACCCCAGUACGAGGGAUACGUCCAUGUGGUGCUCAGUGAAGAAGUUUUGCUCAAGUUUCACAACUCUUUCCAUCAGAAUUAUUAUGCUGAAGAAUAUGAUGUGAUGUUUACCAUUAACAGAACUCAGUUACGAAGAUGCCAUCAGGCUGUGCGCUUUUCCAAACAUUUAGGAACAAAAGUUUUAUUCCCAGUACAGUUGCAUCCCAAGAUGCCAGUCCCUUCCAAAAGUAGUGCCAAAGUAACGGGUGCCAAAAGCUCCCAGCAUUUCUUCAACACAGUAUUAAAUUGCCACCAGAGGGCAGCAGUGAGCAGGAUCUUAGAGGGCCAGAGCAGGCCAUCACCCUAUGUACUGUUUGGGCCACCAGGUACAGGGAAAACUGUCACCAUGGUGGAGGCUAUCCUGCAAGUACUUCACACCAUACCAGGCAGCAGAAUACUGGCGUGCGCCCCAUCCAAUAGUGCUACUGAUCUACUGGCAGAGAAACUUCUUCAAAGUAACCUUGUAAAUAAAAGCGAUCUUGUCAGGUUGAAUGCUUUCAACAGACUUGAUGAUAACAUUCCAGAGUUCCUAAAGCCUUACUGUACAACGGGGGACAACCUGGAGGUGGCCUGCAGACACAGGGUGGUCCUCUGUACCUGUAUCACAGCAGGACUCCUGAACACUGUGGGACUUAAAAGUGGUCACUUCACACACGCAUUUAUUGACGAGGCUGGCCAGGCCACGGAGCCGGACUGUGCUGUACCAAUGAACCUGAUGGUGGGGGAGGAUUCUCAGAUUGUGCUAGCAGGAGACCCCAUGCAGUUAGGCCCAGUUCUGAAGUCCCGCCAUGCUAUCACAUAUGGCCUUCAGUAUUCAUUCUUAGAGAGACUAAUGGACAGCCCACUCUAUGCUCGGGACAUGGUCAGAUUUGCUGACCAUGGCAAUUAUGACCCGUUACUGGUGACCAAACUGAUACAUAACUACAGAUCUCAUUCAAAACUGCUACAGCUGCCCUCAGAACUGUUUUACCACGGUGAGCUCAGAGAGUGUGGCAGCACCUCUGUGACCCACUGUAUGUGUGGCUGGGACAGGUUGCCCAAUAAAGAUGUUCCAAUUAUAUUCCAUGGAUUGAGGGGAGAAGACUUACGAGAAGGUAACAGUCCAUCCUGGUUUAACCCAGUGGAAGCUGUACAGGUGAUGAAAUACCUGCAGGCUUUGGUGAACAACCCGCGGUGUGCAAUAACAUUUGAUGAUAUAGGAAUCAUAACUCCUUACAGAAAACAGGUGGAGAAAAUCCGGCUAUUGAUUGACAAGUUGGGGAUGGAGAAGGUGAAAGUUGGAAGUGUGGAAGAGUUUCAGGGACAAGAGAGACGUGUUAUUAUCAUCUCCACGGUGAGAUCCAAUGAGUCACAGAUGAGCUUUGACCGCAGGUUUAACCUGGGGUUCCUUAGCAACCCAAAACGCUUCAAUGUGGCCAUUACUAGGGCCCAGUCCCUGCUGAUAGUGUGUGGAAAUCCCCACGUUCUAGCUCAGGAUGAACACUGGUUGUCCUUGCUGUCCUACUGUGUGGAACACGGAGCCUAUGUAGGGUGUAAUUUGCCAGAUCUACCCCAGCUUCAGUCCAGGGUGACAGUGGAGAGUAACACUAAUGAAUGUCAAGCCUCAGAUGUCCUUUUGGACAGAGACACAGAGCAAACAUCAUCAAAUGAAAAUUUAAACAAGACCCAGCAGAAGUCGUCAACUGAAGUCGGGAAUAAAGCAUGUGGAGAGUUGAAUGAGCAUUCAGUCACAGAGCCCAAAUUAAUAUAUGUAACUGCAAAAACUGCCAAUGUGACUGUAAAUCCUGACCCAGACAAGGAGAAGACUUCAAAAGAUUUGCUUCAGGAAAAGGAAGUUGCAGUGGAUUCUGAGGGAGACCUGGGGGUGUCAGAUAAAAAGCAAAACACAAACUCGUCAGAUCAGAUUGAUUUGGCUUCCAAGGUACACAAAAGUAGAGAGGCUCCGCAAGUAGUUUAUAUGACUUUUGAGGAAAUUGGCAACAGUUUAUCAGACAGUGGAGAAGUGGACUCUGAUUUAGAUGUUAUAAUAGAGUCUUCCUCAGAGGAGGAAAUUGAAGAAUAAGGGAUCUGCUUCUGAGAUAUGGCAUGAAGUAAUUAGUCACUGAGUAUACUAUUCAGUGUAUUGAGAAAUAAGAGAAUUCUUAUCUGAGUAAGAAAAUUAUAAAUUUAAAGUAGAUGGUUAGUUACAUUGCAAUUUUGUAACCAUAUUUUUUAAGUUGUAUUUGAGAACAGCUUGUGUACAAUUUUGGUUACAU
Lingula anatina is the source of this 4115-nucleotide messenger RNA. Its product is annotated as RNA helicase Mov10l1. The record is from RefSeq and is a predicted model, not a curated record. Lineage: Eukaryota; Metazoa; Brachiopoda; Lingulata; Lingulida; Lingulidae. Gene Ontology annotation, molecular function: helicase activity.